This is a messenger RNA of Clonostachys rhizophaga, 1827 nucleotides long. The record is from the annotation of a GenBank genome assembly. Lineage: Eukaryota; Fungi; Ascomycota; Sordariomycetes; Hypocreales; Bionectriaceae.
AUGUCUGCGGAUCUCUUUGCUGAGUUCAAUCAGCUCUCGAGCGGCCCUCCGCCAGCUCAACAGCAGCAACAGUCCCAGCAGGCGCCGCAGAACUCGUCCUCGGCAUUCCGGGGAGCGCAGAGUACUUCACAGGCCCAAGACUCGUUCGAUUUCUUUCAGAGUAGCAACCCCCCUACGUACCAGCAAUCUCAGCAAUCACAACAGCCCUCAAGUGGGCUAAACACCUGGAACACCUCAUUCGCUCCCGCCACCCAGCAACCACACCAGUCUUCAGGUGGGCUGGAUACGUGGAAUAGCUCAUUUGCGCCUACGGCUCAGACGUACAAACCACAGGAGCCUGUAGAUGAUGACGAUGGCUGGGGCGAUUUCGAAGUUGCCGAGUCUGAGGUAGCCAAGCCAUCGCCAGUCUCGUGGGCAACACCUUCACAAAGCAUGCAGGCUGCACCUCCGCCUCCUCCUCCUGGAAAACCCGUCAAUACCAAUAGAAUCCGCGCCUCCACAAUGGACAUUAUGACGAAUAAUUUGGUUGAUCUGGGGAUGUCACAGCACCGGACAGCCACUGCAACCCCCACAUCCGCGACCAGGAGAGAACGUGUAAUGCCAAAGCAAAAGUUUGCGCCUUCGGAUCCAAACGUACUGUUUGACGCCGAUGACUUUGAGCUCCAAGUAGUUGAGCAGGAUGAGGAUGACGAGAACGAGGAUGACGAUGAUUUUGGUGACUUUGAGUCGGUGACUACAUCGAAACCCAGCGAGAAGCCGAAGCAGCCUCAAGCAGUGCCUCCUCCUACGCUACCUUCCAUGGACUUACUAUCCCUUGGUGAUUCUCCUAUGACGGCUUCGACCCAGAGCCAAGAAAGGCCCAGUGUUUCAGUCAAGCCUGCCCCGAAACAAGCUGCUCGUAGUAAACCAACUAUUUCGAGUCAGCCUCGAAAAGCUGUGGCGAGAGCUGCUACGGCCUCCAAGGGCGGAAAAGUCACCAACACAACCAUCAAUGAAGAGGAGGAAUGGGCAGCUUGGGAUGAUUUUGAGUCUUCAAGUGGUACUAAGAACAAGCCCGGGCCUGCCGCUACCAAAUUACAGUCACCUACGGACAAUUGGGAAUGGGGUGCGGAUGAUACAUUCCCAGAAGCGACAGACCCAAACGCAGGAGUGGCGUCAAUGAUAUCGGCCAUUUCACAAAGUGACAAUGACCCCCCUCCUACUAACGUACCGCCGCCAUCAGUCAUUCUCUCUGCAUUUCCUUCGCUCUUAGCAUCGGGGAAUUCUCUAUUCAAGCCCCUGGUGGGACAGAAUAUUUCAAUCAAGCAGCGAAUACUGUCAGACCCGAAAGCCAUCGAGUUUCUCAAAGGAUACAUUCUCCUAGCAACAACGGCCGGGCACGUCAUUGCGGGUCGAAAGCAUCGAUGGCACCGGGACAAGAUCCUGGCAAAGAGCAUGUCCAUCUCGGCGGCGGGGAGCAAAGGGAUGAAGCUGGCAGGUGUUGACAAGACACAAGCUGUACGGGAGGAUCGGGAAGCUGCAGAUAUCGCGGGGGCGUGGCGCGACCUCGUCGGCCGGGUCCGAUCUGCAGUGGCAGCAGCCAACGGCGAGGGUCUGGCGUCCUUGAAGGUACCGGAACUUUCCGACACCUUGCAGGUCCAGACGGCCAAGUUUGUGCCCACGGGGACAAGCCCAUGCAUCAUCUGCGGGCUCAAGAGAGAGGAGCGGGUCAACAAGGUCGAUCAUGAUGUCGAGGACAGCUUCGGGGAGUGGUGGGUUGACCACUGGGGCCACAGGGCAUGCAAGAACUUCUGGGUUGAGCAUGAGAAGAUGCUACGCCAACGUUAG